This is a messenger RNA of Misgurnus anguillicaudatus (oriental weatherfish), 2503 nucleotides long. It is a transcript of the gene sox18, whose product is annotated as SRY-box transcription factor 18. Gene Ontology annotation, cellular component: nucleus. NCBI's taxonomy places the organism in Eukaryota, Metazoa, Chordata, Actinopteri, Cypriniformes, Cobitidae. Gene Ontology annotation, molecular function: RNA polymerase II cis-regulatory region sequence-specific DNA binding; DNA-binding transcription activator activity, RNA polymerase II-specific. Gene Ontology annotation, biological process: vasculogenesis; angiogenesis; positive regulation of transcription by RNA polymerase II. The record is from RefSeq and is a predicted model, not a curated record.
AAACUCACUACAACUUUAAAACUCAGCACAAGAGCCGUCUGCUCAGUCCGCUCAGGAGUUACAAAACACAAACAUCUGUGGGAUUUUAUACUUCUGAAACCUCAGCAGCUCUUCUUUUUUUGUGUUUCGUGUCAUUUGUGUCACUGGUUAGCCAGUAUUUAAAGUUACUACCGAAAGACUAACAAAAGGUGACCAGUUCUACUAUUCCUGCUGCUUUAACAGCGUGCUUUAACUGUGGUGGUCUCGUUGGAAUGAAUAUAUCUGAGUCUAGUUGUUGUCAAGAGUCCAGUUCUCAGCCCAGCCAGGUUGUGGAGCGUGGAACAUGGGGUGCACCGUCCUGCACUCCGGGCCCUGACAGGGGACAUGGUUUUAACCACAGCCGGACCACAGAACUGAUGCCGGUGCCCGGCUCCAAAACGCGGACCGGAUCCCGAACCACGAGCAGUGGAGGAGCCACAGAGGCCAGGGCGGGAAGCCCGGACUCAACCCGCCCCGGUGCUCUGACCCUGGGCUCCGGCGAGGGAAAAUCCGAUUCGCGGAUCAGGAGGCCGAUGAACGCUUUCAUGGUGUGGGCGAAAGAUGAGCGCAAACGUCUGGCCCUGCAGAAUCCGGACCUGCAUAAUGCUGUACUCAGUAAGAUGCUCGGUCAGUCCUGGAAGGCUCUGAACACACAAGACAAGCGUCCAUUCGUUGAGGAAGCUGAACGACUCCGACUGCAGCACCUCCAGGAUCACCCAAACUAUAAAUACCGCCCUCGCCGUAAGAAACAGCCCAAGAAAAUGAAACGCGUGGAACCAGGCCUGCUCCUUCAAGGCCUGGCCCACGGCAUGGCCGGAGGUCCCGGACCUGGCGACUCCUAUUCCCCGCAUCGCCACGCCCAUCACCUGUUGCCUCCUCUCGGACACUUCAGAGACCUCCACCCGUCUCCAGAGCUGGAGAGUUACGGCCUCCCCACGCCGGAGAUGUCCCCGUUAGACGUGCUCGAAGAAGGAGGUGGCGAUUCUGUGUUCUUCCCUCCUCACAUGCAGGAAGACGUGGCUUUGACUUCAUGGAUAAACUACCACCACCCCCAACAUCCAAACCCCAGUCACCAUGGAGGCCACCACCCUCAUCACAAUUCCCAUAACCUCCAACAUUCCCACUCACAUCUUAACCAGAAGUCUCAGCUCGCCUCUCCGAUGCAGGAGAAAUGCCUGGAGUCUACAAACCUGAAUGCUCUCUAUCCUCCCCAGCCCAACAUGAGCCUCCCAGAACCAUCCAAGGCUCUUCAUGCCCCCAGCACUCCCACAGGUUAUUACGGUCAGAUAUACGGGAGCAGUCAACCCCAGCCUGCAUUUACAUCUCACCUGGGCCAACUGUCUCCACCACCGGAGACCCCCGCCACAACGUCCGUCCCCUCGGUCGCUCAGGCCCCUCCAUCAUCUCUGGACACGUUAGACCACCUAGGACCCUCAGCGGAGUUCUGGGGCGAAAUGGACAGGAUUGAAUUUGACCAAUACCUGAAUGCAAGCAGGACACGAUUGAGCAGAAACGCUCCAUGUGAGGAGAGCAGCGCUUUGAUAUCGGCCCUCUCGGACGCGAGCAGCGCCGUCUACUACAGCACGUGCAUUACUGGAUAAAACCGAGCGUCUGGCGCACACAUGUACUUCUGAUUCAUUUCACUCAUGUUAUUUGAUUCAUUGUUCAGGGAGUCGUUUAGCUGGUGUUGUUUUAAAUAAAGGUGGUUGCUGAACUCCAUACGUGUCAAGGAUGGUUCUCAUUGUAUAGACUGCACAAAAAAAGCGUAUUUCACAGCAUGACUGGUCAUUUCUAGACUCGAUAACCUGUACUUUCUGAGGCUGUGGUCAAUUUAAACCGAUCAUUUGCUGACUCCAUACAGCUACUGUACUCUUACGGUCUCAAGUGAGGGUACUAGGAGGUGGAAGUCAAGAAUGUGAAUAUUUUCAUAUAUAUACAUAUAUAAAAAGCUUUAAGGUGCUUUUUAUAUUUGUUUAUUUUUAUAGACAUUUUAUAUAAGGUUGGAUUGAAAUCGUAUGCACUGGGUAGAGGACAACCACUCUAAGCUCUUUUGUACUGCACUUAUCUUUCUCAUUUCUUCAAUUCCAUUCAAAAACCAUCUAAAAUAUUGAUCAUUUACAAAGUAUGAUUUAUAUUGCAAAUUCUCCCUCCCGUAUGACUGAAUUCGGCAUUUCAUGUAUACAUUUAUUUUGUAACACUCACAGCUCUUGAGAAACACAGCUCGGCAAUAACUCCUGGUCUCCCUUUUGGUAAUAAUUAUCUUCAAAUAAAAAGAGUUUGCAAUGAAAAAACAAUGUCUCUGAGCUAUUAAAUCAACACGAUUAAAUUGAAAACACACAGUUGUACAUAGUAUUUCACCGAAAGACUUUCCCAAACCACAGCGCGCAUGUGUUUUUCUAGAUUCUCCUUUUGCUACAGUUUUUAUAGUUUGUAUUUCACAUCAAAUGUAUCAAUGAAUAUUUUGCAAAAUAAAGUUGUCACUUAA